ACGCUCACAAGCGCAGCGGGAUCAGAAGGGAAGAGGCUUUGUGAUGGGCUGUUGCUGCUGCACGUCUGCUUGUCUUCUGCCGGUGUGAGCAGCAGGUGGAGCGGGGGACCGAGCGGCGGAGCGGGGCAGUCAGAACCGCGCAGGCUGGCGGCGCCGCGGACAUGGGGAUUACAAAACGGUGGCACUUCGCGGCACCGGGAGGGAGAGCGGCACAAACUCCGCACGCCCGCUAGAAAACUCAGAUGCCAUUGUGCCCAUCACACGCAGCAUCAUAAUGAAUUAACGAGUAAAUGGACGGCGGAAGAAGGGCCAGGACUGGAGUCAAGAACGGGCGGAAAACAAAGUGACAAAUACAAGGACAAGGGCAAAACUUUACCAGAGGAUGAUCGAGCUCUGAGGACACAGUAACACGAGCCCAGGGGGUCAAGUGGGUCUGUAGAUAAUACUAACCACAUCAAACCAUGGAAGUGCUCCUGUGCAGAUUGUUCUGUGCCUUUAUAAACAGAUAAGCCAAAAUGAGAACAAGCAAGCCAUAAAAACUGGCUAGAAAAACCGGACUGGCCCCAGAAUGCAAAAACCGCUUCAGUAAGAGAUGCUUUACUACAGCUGGAAGUAGGGAUUUAUUAUGCUGAAAGAUGUAACUGCAGAAAGGAGCCAUGUGACCUCUGAUUUGGGGUGGCCAAAGCAAAGAUACAACUAGCAUGGAAGUGUACACAACCCCCCUGAUUUACAUCUAUGACAACAGCACCGUGGAGGUGAACGCUUCAUCUAACUAUAACAGGACGGGUUCGGCAGGGACUACGGAUACCUACCAGUUCUACAUCAUCAGCCUUUUCCUCUCCUGCCUCUACACCAUCUUCCUGUUCCCGGUCGGCUUUAUCGGAAACAUCCUGAUACUGGUGGUCAACCUGAACCACACGGAAAAAAUGACCAUCCCCGACCUGUACUUUGUCAACCUGGCCGUGGCCGACCUCAUCCUGGUGGCCGACUCACUGAUCGAGGUCUUCAACCUGAACGAGCAGUACUACGACAUCGCAGUCCUCUGCACCUUCAUGUCCCUCUUCUUCCAGGUCAACAUGUACAGCAGCAUCUUCUUCCUGACGUGGAUGAGCUUCGACCGCUACGUGGCCCUGGCCAGCUCGGUGAGCAGUAGCCCGCUGAGGACCAUGCAGCAUGCAAAGCUGAGCUGCGGCCUCAUCUGGACGGCCUCCAUCCUGGCCACCCUGCUGCCUUUCACCAUUGUGCAGACGCAGCACCGGGGCGAAGUCAACUUCUGCUUCGCCAACGUCUUCGAGAUCCAGUGGCUGGAGGUGACCAUCGGCUUCCUGGUGCCCUUCUCGGUCAUCGGCCUGUGCUACUCGCUGAUCGUGCGCAUCCUCAUGCGGGCGCAGAAGCACCGGGGCCUUUGGCCUCGGAGGCAGAAGGCCCUGCGCAUGAUCGUGGUGGUGGUGCUGGUGUUCUUCAUCUGCUGGCUGCCCGAGAACGUCUUCAUCAGCGUCCAGCUGCUGCAGGGCGCAACCGACCCAUCUAGGGGGAGCGUCGGCACCCUGUGGCACGACUACCCGCUGACCGGCCACAUCGUAAACCUGGCCGCCUUCUCCAACAGCUGCCUCAACCCCAUCAUCUACAGCUUUCUGGGGGAGACCUUCAGGGACAAGCUACGGCUAUUCGUUCAACAAAAGGCCAGCUGGUCCGUGCUCUACCGUCUCUGUCACCACACUCUGGAUUUACACAUUGCUGUCAGGACAGAGGUGUCCGAGGUGUAAGGCACCAAACUUACUGGACAAAUCAGAAUGCUGUGGGGUGGAGAGACUGAGCACUGGCUCUGGAGAACGUAGAGUAUGUGCUAGAAAUCCACCGGCAGGCCCGCAGAGAACUGUAAACAGUCCGACGAUAAGAUAAGACUGAGACUGGUGCGAACUCUGUCAUUCCAACACUGGGCAAACACAGGUCCCAAGAGCAGAAAAAGCAGGGACAUAUUCUUCAGGGGGCAUAGCCCAGAAUAAGCAGAACAUUUUCUUCUAAAUAUUUAAUUAUUUAUAAAGUGAAACUUUACUUUUUUUGCUUAUUCAAAUCAAAGACCCUGCGGUACAAAUAAAAUGGAUUCAUUUCAAACGGAUUAUCAUUUUGACUGAAAAAGGGGAAAAAUGUGAAAUUUAUUUGUAAUACACAACUGACUACUGAAUUACUCAAGAGCCACUAGAGACUUGCAGCUUAAUCUAAACCUCACAGAAAGCCAGUUCAUUGGCCAGUUACUUUCCCUGUCACCUACAAACAAAUGCAACUGGGGGUUAAACCUGAAGGCAGAUUAUGAGGUUAGCAAGAUGGCAUAACCCAGGGUUUUCUAUACCCUGACACGGACUCACUGUUAGUCAGGGUAAAUCGCUAUGGUAACUUAUGCUGCAUGGUUAACCUGUUCUGGGACAGGUUAUCUGCAGGCUGAAGGAUUGAAAAAUUUAAAAAAACAAAGCACUUUGACCAAUCAACUUUGGAAAAGGCACCUCCAUCACUGGAGGAUCCGGUAGAGCUAGGUGCAGAUAGUGAGGAAAUCUCUUUGCAGGGCAAGUCUUUCUCCGAGAAUAUUCAAUACAAAAGAUAUAGAUUCUCAACUGGGUGAAUAGCAAGCUUCUUGAGCCCUGUGUGUCCAUAACCACUUAUCCCUUAACUAUGGGACAGUGAUAGACCUUAAUUCUCCAGUUUAUACUUACACUUUGGCGUGAUUGUUUCUGGUAAUGCUAUAUCAAUUUAAGAAGCAGCUAGAAUGUUCAGUCACAUUUGAAAUAAACUGUAAAAAUCUUUUUUUUAAUGAGUGGCAAGGUAAAUAAGGUAUUUACUAACAAAUUUAAAUGAGCAACAAUUCUUUUUUCUCUACACUCCUCUUUGGCUUUGUUGGCAGCAACACUGUUGCUUUUUGCCACUAUGACUGCUUUAUGUUUUUUGUAUCCAUCCAUUAUGUGUCAUUUCUCCUCAGGAGAGAAACGCACUGCUACAGGCUCAUUGUUACAGACACCGCCCCUUUUAUGGCAACGCACACAGAGCUUGUUUAACAAAUCCCUGUGAUCACUUGUGGUUGUUAGGAUUUGUCAAGCCAGCUAAUGCAAAGAAACCCUGGGUAUGUUCAGCAUCCUUUGUAGUGUGCCAACAUGAUCUGCAUAAAAGACACUCCAGAAUGACAUGCUCAGGAAGCCUAUUGUGAAGGAACAAAUGAAUAGCACACUAGGAAAAUCAGUCUUUUCCCCAGGUACUGCAUGUUUUUUUCAUCUUACGGUAUUAUUAUUGUUGCGAAAACAACACCCAAUGGCCCAGAGGGGGAGACUGAGACUCAACAGACAUGUCAAACAAUCAUUAAAAUGUCACUGGCAUAGACACCACCUUUGGUGAGUGAGACGCGUGAAAAGGUCACCACCAACCGUUCUAUUUUCAAAACAUUAAAGCACAUACAUCUUCUAAGAAAAGAGUUGCACAAAGGUCAUUUUUCGGGAAGAUUUCUCUCUUCCCGAUACUAGUUCUCGAAACGUUUUUUCCAAUAAGUUUGUGGUCUAUGGUUACAAAUUAAUUAAUAUUUAUGCAGCACACUUUCCAUCCCUGCCCCUACCCUCAGUGUUCAAAGGGCAAACAGAAUACACCCAACUCCAAUGGUCAUUGAAGCUAUUAAAUUACAGAACUUUUGUCCAUUUGAUUGAGACCAAUGGCUCUAUAGUGGCUUAGUCAGUGAAGGUAGUACACACAGGCUAAGCCCUAUAUGUUCUUUAGCCUCAGUAGGAUUCUGUGAUUAACAGAAUAUGACCAGGAGUUUGUAGUGCUGGGACACAUUGCAUUUUUUUUCCUCAAGGCAGGGGUGGGAUUAGGUCAGCCAGUAACAAGCGUAUGCACAAAGAAACAUGUCACCCACUGGAAUUGGUUACAACUGUCAUCAGUGUCAGCUAGACCUCUCCUCCUGUCACACUAGUCACUGGUUAUGGGGUGAGUGCUCCCCACAGGUGUGUGGAUGACAAAAGCACAGUUCAAUUAACCCAUUUUUAGCCGUUUGAUUGGCUAGCUGACCGUCAAUCAGAUCGAUCAUUUUUGCUAACCACUGUAGAUUCCAUAAUGUACCCAAUGUGUUAGGUACAUCAUAAAUGUGUCUAAUGCAACUGGUGAAAUUGCAGACAUGAUGAAACAGUUAAACUUGCAAGUGUUUAGCGAGUACGAUGAAACUGGCACUAGCCAUAAUAAUUACACAGCUAACCACAGAGAAAGAAAACAACAAUGCCAAUAAUGUCAUAUAACUAUGAUAUUCCAAAAUGUCUCUUGAUAAACAAUUACCCUUUUCAGCUUUCUUAACUCAGUUGUCUAUUGUGCUGUUUUUCCCAAAAACAGCCUGACCACACAAGAUAAUUUCAGUUAAAGCAGCAGUCUGAUUCUCCAUUUUUGCACUAUAAAAUAAUAAUGAGCGACAUAGAUCCUGUUUCUACCAUAUCAUAAAAUGGUUGCUUAAAUAUUAAAGAAGACUGUUACAACACAGAAUUAGAAUUUUGCAAUACAGGACCUGUAAUGCCAAAGUGAGCCAGCCAGAAGAAGGCUGCAGACAGUAGCCAUAAAACUAUUUACAUAACACCAACAUUACAUCAUAGUAACCAUAAACCAGAGAUAUGCAAACCUCAUUACUGACUAAAAAUAUCAAUUUUCGAAGUAAAAUAACUUGUAGCAUCCUGUAGCCGGAAUAGCAUGUCACUGCUCUAAAUCAAACAGAAUACUUUAAAGCUUGACAUUUAGACACAGCUGCGUACGGAGGCCAAGCACACUGAAGCUCAAAGCUAAGCACUGGAGAGCAAUCUUUAAUGAGCCCAUCAGCUUCCGUUAGCCAAUACCAGCAUGAGGAAGGAGAUCCCAGCUGAGGAGGAUUUAAACUCGCUGUAUGCUUUCAACAGAGGAAAUGUCAACAGUGCUACUGGAAAAUGUCCAGUAAAUAUCUUAGUUGUUUUUGUUAAUCUCUGCUUCAUCAUUUUGAACUGUAGAAUGUUUUCCUCUGAACAGAACACUGAAACUGCAAAAACAACACACAAGAGGCCAAAGGUUAAAACUCAGUCCACAGGUUAACCAAGUUGGUGAAGCCAACACCCAAUUUUCUGGUCCUUUUGGUCUAGAGAGACAUUCAUAAUAAAUACUGUAACAUUAAAUCCCAGACACCAGAUUGCCGCACAUAACAAUGAUUGACCUGUUCCAUGACAACACACAUUACAUUAAGCACCACAAAUCCUUUCAAUGCUGCUCUCCAUGUCUUUCCUGAACUGAAACAAAUGCACUACCAGGCAAACCAACCAGGGCCUGAGUGUCCCUGUACUGUACUACAUGGUUUACAGUAGGAACUCCAGGAAACACCAAUUGCCCAUAUUUUUCUCAAGGUAUCCCUAUCCCUUGGUAUCCUAAUAAUUUGUAAUAGUAAUGCCUUAUGAAAAAUAUGAAACUUGCAACUAAUCAAUGAUAUAAGAAUGGCCUAAGGGUAGAAAAGACCUGCUACAUAAUUCCUGAUUUCUGUCAUUUACUAGGAAGAAUUAUGGUUCAUGCAGAAAGAUGAAAGUUUUUGUUCAUGCAUGUGUGAUAAGUUUGUAAUUCAAAUGACAGGACCUUCCUCUGUCUUUGUAUAAUAAAAAAAGCCUUUCUAGCA
Molecule: messenger RNA, 5647 nt
Organism: Anguilla rostrata (American eel)
Lineage: Eukaryota; Metazoa; Chordata; Actinopteri; Anguilliformes; Anguillidae
Product: G-protein coupled estrogen receptor 1-like
Exons: 2
Coding region: 702-1766 (354 amino acids)
Biological process (GO): G protein-coupled receptor signaling pathway
Cellular component (GO): membrane
Molecular function (GO): G protein-coupled receptor activity
Source: RefSeq, a predicted model, not a curated record